CUGGGAGGGAGUAAGCAAGGGGCGGGCCAAGUCCAAUGGGUGCUGGCUCUGGAGGAGGAGGAAGAAGAGGGGGAGGAGGAAAGCGAGUAGAAGGUGGAGGUGAACUCCAGGCCAGGCCUCAUUCAUUGCCUCUGCCUGGUGGGCCCGGGGUCUUGUGUUCCAGGAACCAUGGAGGCGCUGAUUCCAGUUAUCAACAAGCUCCAGGACGUCUUCAACACUGUGGGCGCCGACAUCAUCCAGCUACCCCAGAUCGUCGUAGUUGGAACCCAGAGCAGUGGAAAAAGCUCAGUACUAGAAAGCCUUGUAGGGAGGGACCUACUCCCAAGAGGUACUGGAGUUGUCACCAGGAGACCCCUUAUCCUGCAACUGGUCCAUGUUUCACAAGAGGAUAGAGGAAAAACAUCUGGAGAGGAAAAUGACCCUGCAACAUGGAAAAAUCCAAGACACCUUUCUAAAGGUAUUCAAGCAGAAGAAUGGGGUAAAUUUCUACACACCAAAAAUAAGCUAUACACUGAUUUUGAUGAGAUUCGACAAGAAAUUGAAAAUGAAACAGAGAGGAUUUCGGGAAAUAAUAAGGGAGUCAGCCCUGAACCUAUUCAUCUUAAAAUUUUUUCACCUAAUGUUGUAAACCUGACUCUUGUGGAUUUGCCAGGCAUGACAAAGGUACCUGUAGGUGAUCAACCAAAAGAUAUUGAACUUCAAAUUAGAGAACUCAUCCUUCGUUUCAUUAGUAACCCUAAUUCCAUUAUUCUGGCUGUCACUGCUGCUAAUACAGAUAUGGCAACAUCAGAGGCUCUUAAAAUUUCAAGAGAGGUAGAUCCAGAUGGUCGUAGAACCCUUGCUGUAAUCACUAAACUAGAUCUCAUGGAUGCUGGUACUGAUGCAAUGGAUGUAUUGAUGGGAAGGGUCAUACCAGUUAAACUUGGUAUAAUUGGAGUGGUAAACAGGAGCCAGCUGGAUAUUAACAAUAAGAAGAGUGUAUCUGAUUCUAUCCGUGAUGAAUAUGCUUUUCUUCAAAAGAAAUACCCAUCAUUAGCCAAUAGAAAUGGAACAAAAUAUCUUGCUAGGACACUGAAUAGGUUAUUGAUGCACCACAUUAGGGAUUGCUUGCCAGAACUGAAAACAAGAAUAAAUGUUUUAGCUGCUCAAUACCAGUCUCUCUUAAAUAGCUAUGGUGAACCUGUGGAUGACAAGAGUGCUACUUUAUUGCAGCUUAUUACUAAAUUUGCCACAGAAUAUUGUAACACAAUUGAAGGAACUGCAAAAUAUAUAGAGACUUCUGAGCUAUGUGGUGGUGCUAGAAUAUGUUAUAUUUUCCAUGAAACCUUUGGGAGAACAUUAGAGUCAGUUGACCCUCUUGGUGGCCUUAAUACAAUUGAUAUUUUGACUGCCAUUAGAAAUGCUACUGGGCCCCGUCCUGCUUUGUUUGUGCCUGAGGUUUCAUUUGAAUUACUAGUGAAGAGACAAAUCAAACGGUUAGAGGAGCCCAGUCUUCGUUGUGUGGAGCUGGUUCAUGAGGAAAUGCAAAGAAUUAUUCAGCAUUGUAGCAAUUAUAGCACACAGGAAUUGCUGAGGUUUCCCAAACUUCAUGAUGCCAUAGUUGAAGUAGUUACUUGUCUUCUUCGUAAGAGGUUACCAGUUACAAAUGAAAUGGUUCAUAACUUAGUUGCAAUUGAAUUGGCCUAUAUCAACACUAAACAUCCAGACUUUGCUGAUGCCUGUGGGCUUAUGAACAAUAAUAUAGAGGAACAGAGGAGAAAUAGAUUAGCAAGAGAGUUACCUUCAACAAUGCCACGGGACAAGUCUUCUAAAGUUCCAGGUACUUUGGCACCUGCCUCCCAGGAGCCUUCUACUGCUGCUUCUGCUGAGGCUGAUGGCAAGUUAAUUCAGGAGAACAGAAGAGAAACUAAACAUAUGGUACCUGUAGGUGGUAUAGGUGAUGGGGCUCAAGAACCAGCAACAGGCAACUGGAGAGGAAUGUUGAAAACCUCAAAAGCUGAAGAAUUGUUAGCUGAAGAAAAAUCAAAACCAAUUCCUGUUAUGCCAGCCAGUCCACAAAAAGGCCAUGCUGUGAAUUUAUUGGAUGUGCCAGUGCCAGUUGCACGUAAACUAUCUGCCCGGGAACAGCGGGAUUGUGAGGUUAUUGAAAGACUUAUCAAAUCAUAUUUUCUUAUUGUCAGGAAGAAUAUACAAGACAGUGUGCCAAAGGCAGUAAUGCACUUUUUAGUCAAUCACGUGAAGGACACUCUGCAGAGUGAGUUAGUAGGACAGCUAUAUAAAUCAUUGUUACUGGAUGAUCUUCUGACGGAAUCUGAGGACAUGGCACAGCGAAGAAAGGAAGCAGCUGAUAUGUUAAAGGCCUUACAGCGAGCCAGUCAGAUAAUUGCCGAAAUUCGAGAAACUCAUCUUUGGUGAAGAAAUGUACCAGGCAGUCGUAUAGGUGAAGAUGCUGAUGACUUAACUCUUGUAAUAGUUAUUGCAACUUCACUGGAGUAUCAUGUAUUCUUCCUGUGUCUUGAGCUAUGUAAAUCUGCUGUGAACAAUUUUGAGACAAAAAUGUUGUUUUGCUGAAGAAAUAUACAUAUUAAAAACAUGUUAAAUAUGAAUAGCUGGUUCCUUGAAAUGUUCCACGUGUGUAUGUUUAUGUGUGUGUACAUACAUAUAUACACACUUAUUUAUAGAUGUUCUAGUAGUGCCAAGUUUCUGAAGCCAGUUUGCCUAUAAACCCUGUGAUCUUAUCAUAAGUAGUGUCAAGCAACUACCAUACAUAGACCUUUGAGAAGAAAUAGCAACAAGUUAUUUUGUCUGACUAUAAAAAGCAUGUGCUCUAAUAUAUUAAUUGAUCUGGCUCUGAUAGGUAUGUAAGUUCAUAAAGUUUGCCAUAAAGUUAUAGAGUCCACAUUUCUUCAAAAAAUUCUUUCAGCUUCUCAACUUCAUUUUCAAAUGGAUAAUUCACUUUAGAUUAGCUAACAAGAAAACUAAAAGCAAAAAGUUAUGCUGAUGAAUGUGUGUAAAGUAUAUUUGAGUACAGAGCUCUUCCAACUCUGGGACCAAAAUGCUUAGUCCCACUGCUUUAAAAAAAACACCUGCAAAUACUAAGUUUAGACUUUUCAAAAAUUCACACUUUUAUCUUCAAAAGUACUUUGCAAAUAACCUUCCCUCCCUGUUCUUUUAGGAUAUGAACACUAGACCUGUUUCUAGAAAUAAUUAUUGGCUAUAUUAGGUGACUUGGGAGGUGUGGGGGAAGAGGAUGCAAGGGGGAAAGUAUCACCUAUUUUUUCCCAAGUGAAGGAAGGGAAAGAAGAUUGAACAUAAAGAUAUAUCUUCUUUGCUAAUAACGCUAGGAGAGAUUCCCAGUGACUAAAUAUAGGGAAAAAAAUUACCCUAAAUUAUAAUUUGGGGUAGGUGUUUAAGGGAUUAAGGAUUUCCUCUAGUGAGGAAACACCUACUCACAAUUAAACUUUAAAAUAGAUAGUAAAUUCUUGAAACCCUUUUUAAAAAUGACCCAAAAUGUAAAACUUUUGCACUCCAUCAGAAAAAAGGCCUUGAGCAACAUUUUAGUAAUGACCAUUUUAGUUAUGUGUACUAAAUAUGUGACCUUGCUAUCUAGGCCUUCUGUUUUGAGGCAAGUUAUAUAAACAUAUAAAAUCCCUUAUACUUUGUUUCACAUGUCAAGGAACAUUAAAAUUGAAACUUAAUAAUCUUACAUUACCUCAUUUUGUGUCCUUGACAGAUUAUAACCUGGCUUCUCCUAUUUUGUCUCGAGUGUUGGGGGAAAAUGUUAUAUUUGGUGGUGAGAAACAUUCAAGCAAAGCACCAAUUGUAGAGAUUUCUGACUUUAAUGUCUGUUGUUAUUGUAAAUAAAAUUACUGGUAUAAAAGCGCAAUUUAAGUCAAUAAAUGAGUACUUUUGAAAUUUA
Messenger RNA from Dromiciops gliroides (monito del monte), 3919 nucleotides. It is a transcript of the gene DNM1L, whose product is annotated as dynamin 1 like. Gene Ontology annotation, cellular component: cytoplasm; membrane; mitochondrion. The transcript is spliced from 21 exons. The coding region runs from base 169 to 2415 and encodes 748 amino acids. NCBI's taxonomy places the organism in Eukaryota, Metazoa, Chordata, Mammalia, Microbiotheria, Microbiotheriidae. The record is from RefSeq and is a predicted model, not a curated record. Gene Ontology annotation, biological process: mitochondrial fragmentation involved in apoptotic process; mitochondrial fission. Gene Ontology annotation, molecular function: microtubule binding; GTPase activity; GTP binding.